Messenger RNA from Lagopus muta (rock ptarmigan), 6050 nucleotides. RefSeq names its product GDNF family receptor alpha 3 (gene GFRA3). The record is from RefSeq and is a predicted model, not a curated record. The transcript is spliced from 10 exons. NCBI's taxonomy places the organism in Eukaryota, Metazoa, Chordata, Aves, Galliformes, Phasianidae. Bases 1399 to 2667 code for a protein of 422 amino acids. Gene Ontology annotation, molecular function: signaling receptor activity. Gene Ontology annotation, biological process: nervous system development. Gene Ontology annotation, cellular component: external side of plasma membrane; signaling receptor complex.
CUCAUUUAAGGGUUGGCCCUGGAAGCGAGGUUAUAUUUUUCUGGAGGUCUUUGUUCAUCUGGGGAUUUCUAAAGGUACAAAGAUGCUUCUCCUGUGAGAUGCUUUACAUCAGUUUCCUGAAUUUACUGGAAUACGUCUUUGUUUAGAAGAAGCAAAAAACAGUGUAAAAGAAACAACAGACUAAAGAUCACAGGCUGGACUGAGAGUACCACUGGCCACAAGCCUCCUGAAGCAUUUGUACUCCUGCACUGACGGAUGUCUGUGCUGCUAUAACCUCACACCUUUUUAUAAGUAAGUCUCCUUCUUAGUCUUUCUUCCAUCCUCCUUGAACGAUGACUGAAACAAUUCUCCUCAAAGUUAAAAAGGCUGCAUUCCCUCCACUGUUUGCCUUAAGUUCCCCCAACCAUUAGACUUCAGUAAGCGCUUUAAGAAUGGUGUGAACACUUUCUCUCCUCAAACAAGAAGUGAGAGCCUCCAGUGUUUGUGGAUAACUUCUUCACAACUGGAAGAAUUCUCUCACAACAGUAAGCAGAAGGACAAAUCUUUUUCAAAACCCAGGAACAGGAAAGCAGCAUUGAAUUGGACUGUGAAUGCUUAAUGUGUUUGCACAGUUAUUACUCUUUCUGUUGGGCUUUUUGGACAGAUGGAGUUGGUCUCUCUUGUACAAACAACCGUUCUGCCAAAAAGUUCACCUUAUUUUCAUACAUUAAUGUAUGUGUACGUGUUAGACUAUUACUUUUUUCACAUUGGUUAAUUUGAUCUUGGUAUGGAAACUAAAAAGAAGGAUUUGUUCAAAAAGAGACAUGGCUGCCUAAAUGUUGAGUAGGCUUCCAGAGGUGUCCUGCUCAACAGGACACAAUGAAACAGCUCAACAGAAGCCAAGCCCACAACUGUAAGAUUCUGAAGAAAGAACUUUCACAACAAAGCCAACGGGAAGGAGGCAAAAGCUCGCACCAUCUCUUCGGCAGAUGAUAGAAGCAUCGAGGGAAUCAAGAACUAGCCAGCACCUGUCCCCUCUGAGGCCAUUUCCUCCGAUUAACGUUCGAUUUCUUUUAACAAAGCAGCCUCACGUGAGCGCUCCCCGCAGAGAGGAGCAUCCCCAGCCUUGCCCUCAGGUAGGACGUCAAUAACCGAACCAACAAACGAAAUUUUUACGUCACGCCGUUCCAAAGCGCCCCUUCUAAAACACUCGCCAGGGCGCGCGCUCCCUCACCGCUGACACCGCGGGGGUCCAUCCGCGCCGCUCCCCGCCCUCACCGCCCCAACCCCGCCGGCUGUGGAGGCGGGCCGUGCGGUGGGGCGGUGCUCGCCGUUUGCACCUCGACGGGCCGGCGGCCGCUCACACGCUGGCGGGCGGCGUUCGGGAUGUGAGCGGCGGCUCCGGCGCCGAGCUGCAGCAUGUGGCCGGCCCUGCUCCUGGGGCUGCUCCUCUCCCGAGCCGGAGACUUCCAGGCUCUACCACGGAGUGAUUGCAUAGUAGCAGAACAGCUGUGCCUCUUAGACUCCAACUGCAAUGCCACCUACAGGACUCUGGAAAACUGUGACCUUGCUAAGACACGCUUCGUCGCGCUGGAUCAUGAUAGCAGGGUCAGAUGUCUGAAUGCAGAGCUGUACCUCGGGAACAGCUCUUUACUGCACUGCAAGUGCCAUCGGCGCAUGAAGAGACAGGAGCAUUGCCUGCGCAUUUUCUGGACUGUUCACUCCAGCAUGACAGACGGUUAUUUCAAUUUGGAAACCUCUCCCUAUGAGAAUCCAGCAAUUGAAGAGCACUGGAAAACAGAUUAUAAUGAACUGGCAGCUGUGGUAUCAGGCUCUCAGUUAGCAGGAGAUGCAACAAACCCAUGCCUGAAAGCAACUCAUGUCUGUAAUUUGAGCAAGAAGUGCGUUCGGCUGCGCACAGACUAUGCCUCAAUCUGCACCAGAGGGGCAGGAAGUGAGGACAUGUGUGACCGUCGCAAAUGCCAUCGAGGGCUAAGAAAUUUCUUCGAGAAAGUCCCUGAGGAUUUCACUAGAAGGAUCCUAUUCUGUCCAUGUCAGGAUGAACUCUGUGGAGAACGGCGCCGGAAAACUAUUGUUCCUGAUUGCUCCUUUCAGUAUAGCACCAAACCCAAUUGCCUUUGGCUUCUGGACUCCUGCUUGGAAGACCAUAUCUGCAAAUCCCGACUCGCUGACUUCCAACAAAACUGCCAACCUGCAGAUAUGUCCCCAGAUGGUUGCUCUCAGCACAACCAUGCUGCAUGCCUGCAGGCUUACAUGGGGAUGAUUGGCACGCCUAUGACACCCAACUACAUCAGUAACUCCAGCGUGGAGGUCUCCCUGUGGUGUACCUGUGAAAGCAGUGGCAACCAGAAGGAGAAGUGUGACCAGAUACUCGGCAUGUUUGAGAACAACAAAUGCCUUGAAAAUGCUAUUUGGUCUCAAAUGCACCAGAAGCUGACAGGUCUGGAAAGACAGAAAGACUUAUAUUAUUCAGCUUCCCUAAAUUUCCAAGGAGACAGCGCCAGCACAUCUCUUGCUUCGGAAAUGUCCCAGGUGGCUGAAGUGAAGACACAGCAAGACACCUCUGAACACAGCAGUUUGCCUAUGGCCUCCUCUGUAUAUUCUGGAGCUGCUGUUUCUUGGCCAUCUCUGUCUCUAUUCCUUCCCCUGUUGCUGAGCCCACUUUAACUUGGCAUAAGUGACAUCUUUCCUUCCUGUAUUAUUAAUCUUAUCCCAUAUCCAGGCACCUCCCACUACUGAUUUACCCUCAACAAACAAAAAGCCUCUGUAAAAGAGGAAGGGAACAGCCUUAGCCUAUAACUGCGGUCACCGAAAACCUCUCCCUGAUUUGUGCCCCUCUUUCCUCCAAUCAGUGUGCUCUGAGAUGCAGAUUUGGUGCCCACCAUUGCUUCUGCCACAUUUAGCAUUUUGAGUGACAGUCAGGCUUAUAUUCAACCACAGCAUUUUAAAACAAGUCUGCAUUCUGUUAGAACUUGCGUGGGGUUCUGUUUCUAACUAGAGGGAUGCACAUGACACUGUUUCCUACUGCCCUACCUGUUGGAGCUCUUCCAUAGGCAUAGAGCACAACAUACUUAAGCGUCAGGUCCUGCACUUUGGCCACAACAAUCCCAGGUAACACUACAGGCCUGGGGCUGGAAGACUGCCUGGAAGAAAUGGACCUGGGAGUGUUGAUGGAUGCUUGGCUAAACAUGAGCCAGCAGUGCGCCCAGGUAGCCAAGAAGACCAAUGGCAUCCUGGCUAGUAUAAGAAAUAUACUAGUAUGCUAGUAUAGCAUUGCCAGCAGGGGCAGAGAAGUGAUAUGCCCUGUAUUCAGCUCUGGUGAGGCUGCACCUUAGGUACUGUGUUCAGUUUUUGGCCAUUCACUGCAGGAAAGACAUCGAGGCCUUGGAGUGUGUCCAGAGGAGUACAGCCAAGCUGGUAAAAUGUCUGGAGCACAAGCUUUGUGAGGAGCAGCUGAAGGAACUGAGAUUGUUCAGUCUGGAAAAGAGGAGGCUCAGGGGAAAUCUUGUCGCCCUCUACAACUAUCUGAAAGGAGGUUGUGGUGAGGUGACGGUCAGCCUCUUCUCCUGCGUAAGUAGUGAUGGGACUAGAGGGAAUGGCCUCCAGUUGCAUGAGGGGAGGCUCAGGUUAGAUAUUUGGAAAAAUUUCUUCUCCAAAAGCUUGCUCAGCCACUGGAAUGAGGUGCCCAGGGAGGUGGUUGAGUCACCUUUCCUGGAGGUGUUCAAGAAAGGUUUAGAUGUUGUACUAUGGGACGUGGUUUAGUGGGGAAGUAUUGGAGGGGGUGGGUGGUUGGACUAGAUGAUCUUGGAGGUCUUUCCCAAUGCUGGUGAUUAUAUGAUGAGGAUUAAGAGCCCUCACUGCAGGGUGGUUACAAGUAAACCUAAGUGAGCAUAAAAUCCCUGUAAAACACCAGUUCUCAAUUACUUUCAGUUCCCUUACAUAUAUUUUUUUCAGUUCAUUCUUUUAAAUAUAGGAAAAAUAUCGUUCCAGCUUGAAGACACUACACUUUAGUUUAUGUUCUUGCUCCUUUCUGUUUUGCCCUUUGUAACUAUAUGUAUCAUCCUUUAUCAUGGAUAGCAACAGACCUGCGUUUUGUGAAAUAGCAGGGAUUCCUGUACUCAAUCCUAGUAAAUUUACCUAGCCAAGGAUGAUGUUACCAGGCCUCAGGCCAGAGCUUUUUAGGAAUGCCUAGGGAAGGUGAUGCUCUAUUCACCACAGGUCAUUCAGUUGCAAAAGCCUCCAGGAGCUGGAACUGGUUUGUACCUGUCCACACACUGAAGUUGCCAUUUUCCCCUUUCAGUCCUGCCAGUCUCCUUCUCUGCCAAGUUCUACUUCAUGAUCUGUUUAUUCUGAAUGUAAACAUGUGCACUGUGUAACUGCUGUUAUUUUAUGCUACGUUGGCCUGUUAGAAUGUGGUGUUAAGUGAAUAUUGAUUUCUGAGCAUAGGUUAAUAGUCCACAAUCAAUUGUGUGCAAGAAUUGCCUCAUCAGCCAACCCACACUUUCAGGAUAGCUAGAAACUCAGCUUAAAGCAGCUUCUCCAUACACAUGUAUAAUGCCUCUUGUUUAUUCUAUGAAAUACAACAGAUCUGGACAAUAUUAUGCACAGCUGAGCAAUAUUACAGUCCAGAAUAGAUGCAGAACAUGUGGCAAUUUCUUUUUACACUGUGUUUUAUCUGCACCUCACGAAGGUACCAACUAGGUAAUAUAUUUUGGUUCCCAUUCACUGUCAGACCCUUCUUACUAGAAAAUCUUCCAUUGCUGCAUAUAUCUCAGUGUAGCUGUCCGUCUCUGCAGUGUAAUAUUGCCAUUUCAAAUUCUGGCCUCCUCUUAUCUCCUUGGGCAGCUAGGACAGGGAGAUGAUUGCAUGCAAUAGAACCUGUCCCUCUGAUGCAACACUGCAUUUUCACGCAAAAGGAACAAGUAUCAUGUCAUCUUGAGAGGAGAUUUAGGACGGAUCUUUAGCUCUCUACAACUACUGAAAGGAGGUUGUGGUGCGGUGGGGAAUCAGCCUCCUCUUCUGCAUAACUAGCAACUAGAGGGAAUGGCUUCCAGUUGCACAAGGGGAGAUUCAGGCCAGAUGUUAGGAAAAAUUUCUUCUCUGAAAGGAUGGUCAGCCACUGGAAUGGGCUGCCCAGGGAGGUGGUUGAGUCACCAUCUCUGGAGGUGUUCAAAAAAGAUUUAGGUGUUGCACUAAGGGAUAUGGUUUAGUGGGGAAAUACUGGAGGUGGGUGGAUGGUUGGACUAGAUGAUCUCGGAGGUCUUUUUCAACCUUGGUGAUUCUAUGAUCUUAACUACGAGGAGUCAGAAUGCUGGUACUUCCCACCAUGUGCUGAAACAUGGCUACGUGAUUGAAGAGACAACGCUGUUUCUAUGUUUGCUACCUCUCUUUAAUGAAAACUGCCUGUGUUAUUAUAGGAUUCUGAGAUCUACAUUUGGCCAUCCUUCCUAUGGUGGGGCUGUAACUGUAGGGUGUGUUCUGUCAUUUCCAGAGAUUACUUGUGAAUGACAGGGAAAAGAAAAAUGUUCUUUACAAUAAUCCAGAAAUCAGUGUGAACAUUGAUAAGAAAGAUGGAAUAGCUUUCCAUGAGCAGCAUCCAUCUUCUAUUAAUCUGCAUUGUGAACUUUCCUCUUUCCACACUUGAGUGCUCUAAGUCAGGUUGAUAUGGGAAAAGCUAUUAUUAUUUUGUUGUUCAUAUUCAUCAUACUGUGGACUUCUAGUCCCCUUGCCCCUACUAAGAAGGUUAUUGAUGGCAAUUUCGGCCUCUAGUCAUGUCCUGGAUUACACAGGAAAAUGCUUUACAGUCUGACAAAAUCCUGCUCUAGACAGAAAUUAAACAGAACACAACAUUUUCUUCAAAUGUCCCUUUUCCACGUUCCUAUACACUUUUAUAUAUACAGCUGCCUCCUACAAUUGGUCAUCAACAACCGGAAGCAAAAAUCACCGCUAAAUACGCCUGCAUUGGUAGGUACUCACUCUGAUGUGUAUACAAAUCCAUAAGAGUGUGACGUAAUACCAAGACUUGCUAAUAAAAAUCUAUCUUGCAAUUU